This is a messenger RNA of Oncorhynchus keta (chum salmon), 1540 nucleotides long. RefSeq names its product homeobox protein Hox-A11b-like. Gene Ontology annotation, biological process: anatomical structure development; regulation of transcription by RNA polymerase II. NCBI's taxonomy places the organism in Eukaryota, Metazoa, Chordata, Actinopteri, Salmoniformes, Salmonidae. The record is from RefSeq and is a predicted model, not a curated record. Gene Ontology annotation, cellular component: nucleus. The transcript has 2 exons. Bases 79 to 945 code for a protein of 288 amino acids. Gene Ontology annotation, molecular function: DNA-binding transcription factor activity, RNA polymerase II-specific; RNA polymerase II cis-regulatory region sequence-specific DNA binding.
GCAGCACAUAGGAACGAUGCGAAGGGAGGGUUGGUAGACUAUUAGACUAGGCUACAGGCUACGCAAGAUCGAAUCAUUAUGGAUUUUGAUGAGCGGGUCCCAGUUGGGUCUAAUAUGUAUUUGCCCGGCAGCUGCACCUAUUACGUCUCGGGGACAGACUUCUCAAGCCUCCCUCCUUUUUUGUCCCACCAGAGUCAGUCUUCUUGUCCCAUGACAUAUUCCUACCCAUCCUCAACUCUGCCACAGCUUCCGUCUGUCAGAGAGGUAGCUUUCAGGGACUAUCGUGGCAUUGGUAGCUCCAGUAAAUGGCACCACCAUAGGGGCGGUAUGUCACACUGCUACCCCACUGAGGACACGGUGCAUAGGGACUGUCUAUCAAGCUCGACCUCCUUGGGGGAAAUAUUCACGAGAAAUAACUCCAGUGAUGUCUAUCACACCAGCAGCUCCAAUCCUACAUCAAGUCUCCAGGGCAGUGUGAGUAGGAAUGGAGUGUUACCUCAAGCCUUUGAUCAGUUUUUCGAUACUGCUCAAGGGAGCGCAGACAACACACCAACAAGCGAACACUCCGUGGACAGAACUGCCACCAAACAACCUAUAGUUCCGGUGACCGGUUCCGACAAGUGCCGGGAUACAGAGGAGGGAACGCCGGGCGAGGUGAGCUGCAGCCCGGUGUCUUCUUCCGGCAACAAUGAAGAGAAAUAUAGCGCCAGCGGUGGACAGAGAACCCGUAAGAAGAGAUGUCCAUACACCAAAUACCAAAUCAGAGAAUUGGAGAGGGAGUUCUUUUUCAGUGUUUACAUCAACAAGGAGAAACGUCUUCAACUUUCGAGGAUGCUCAAUCUCACCGACCGCCAAGUUAAAAUCUGGUUUCAAAACAGGAGGAUGAAAGAGAAGAAACUGAACAGAGACCGUUUGCAGUAUUAUACCACGAACCCUAUGCUGUAACACUGGUUGAUGGAUGUCGCCUCCCCUCAGACAAGGCAUGCAUGAAGCUCAAUCGCUCAUUUCAAAUUCCUUGGUCUGAAAAUUCCUCCCGUGAUGGACAGACAUUUGUAGAUGUAUUUGUCCAUCAUACUUAAUUUGUUGAGAGUAAUAUCUAGUGUAAUAUUAUUAUUAUUAGGCCUAUUGGCCUAUUUUAAUUGUAGGUGAUUUUCUUGUUGAUCUUUUGAUCUUGCUAUUUGUUGUUAUGAAAGUGCGGUGCCACCAAAACAGAACAUAUAUCUGGUCGAAUCCGAACUUGCGUAAAAGUCACAUUUUCGAGCAAAUUAUUGAAUUGGCAUCAAUGCAUAAUGCAUGAAUUACACGAACGUUAGAUUUACGCGCGCCCAUUUCAUAUCAAAUUCGACAUUUAACGAUGUAACAUAUUUAACAACCUGUAUCUUAACAUUUAUUAUAUAUAUAUACCUACAAAGGGUACAUACCUUUUCCAUGACGAGAAGGCAUGAUUUAUCCCUAACUUUGUUGGUUGUUUGUUGUCGCCAUUACACGCGCACAGAAGGACUAGGCUAUAGUUUAAAAUAGGCCUGUUAUUUAUGCAUUG